Messenger RNA from Suncus etruscus (white-toothed pygmy shrew), 2669 nucleotides. RefSeq names its product dynein cytoplasmic 1 intermediate chain 1 (gene DYNC1I1). NCBI's taxonomy places the organism in Eukaryota, Metazoa, Chordata, Mammalia, Eulipotyphla, Soricidae. The transcript has 17 exons. Gene Ontology annotation, molecular function: dynein heavy chain binding; dynein light chain binding. The record is from RefSeq and is a predicted model, not a curated record. Gene Ontology annotation, biological process: transport along microtubule. Gene Ontology annotation, cellular component: cytoplasmic dynein complex.
UUGGCUGCGGCUGCCAGAGCCUGGCUGCGGGCGGGGAAGGAGGAAGUGCUCGCUCCGCGCGGCGGGCGGGCGCAGCGUGAGACAGCACAUCCUGCCCGCGCCCGGCCCGCCGCUGCCGCUCUUCCCUACCGCAGCCCGCCCGGCCCGCCGCCGCCUACGCUCCGAGUGCCGCUCGGCCGCCGGGCGCAUCCAGGAAACCAACAUGUCUGACAAAAGUGAUUUAAAGGCUGAACUAGAGCGUAAAAAACAACGCUUAGCACAGAUAAGAGAAGAAAAGAAGAGAAAAGAAGAAGAGAGGAAAAAGAAAGAGGCUGAUAUGCAACAAAAGAAAGAACCUGUUCAGGAUGAUUCUGAUUUGGAUCGCAAACGCCGAGAGACAGAGGCCUUGCUUCAAAGUAUUGGUAUAUCACCUUCCCAACCCCUAUGUCUCCCUCCUCGAAAUCAGUGAGCACUCCUAGUGAAUGCUGGAAGCCAAGACUCAGGAGAUCUAGGACCAUUAUUAACAAGGACCCUUCAGUGGGACACAGACCCCUCAGUGCUCCAGCUGCAGUCAGACUCAGAACUUGGGCGAAGACUGCAUAAAUUGGGCGUGUCGAAGGUUACACAAGUGGAUUUCCUGCCCAGGGAAGUAGUAUCCUACUCUAAGGAGACACAGACACCACUGGCCACACAUCAGUCUGAAGAUGAUGAGGAUGAUGAUGAAAUGGUAGAACCAAAACUUGGUCAUGAUUCUGAACUGGUAAAUCAAGACAAAAAACAGGAAGUAAAGGAAGCCCCUCCAAGGGAACUAACAGAAGAAGAAAAACAGCAGAUCCUUCAUUCAGAGGAAUUUCUCAUCUUUUUUGAUCGGACAAUAAGAGUAAUUGAAAGAGCACUGGCAGAAGACUCUGACAUCUUCUUUGACUAUAGUGGUCGAGAAUUAGAGGAAAAAGAUGGAGAUAUCCAGGCUGGAGCCAACCUUUCUUUCAAUCGUCAGUUCUAUGAUGAACAUUGGUCCAAGCACCGAGUAGUCACUUGUAUGGACUGGUCUCUCCAGUACCCUGAGCUGAUGGUUGCUUCCUACAACAACAAUGAAGAUGCUCCCCAUGAACCAGACGGAGUGGCCUUGGUUUGGAACAUGAAGUUUAAGAAAACCACACCUGAAUAUAUCUUCCACUGUCAGUCAUCUGUAAUGUCAGUCUGCUUUGCUCGUUUCCAUCCCAACCUGGUUGUUGGUGGGACUUAUUCAGGCCAGAUUGUCCUGUGGGACAACCGCAGUCAUCGAAGAACACCAGUGCAGAGAACACCUCUAUCAGCCGCAGCACACACACAUCCCGUGUAUUGUGUAAAUGUUGUUGGGACCCAGAAUGCUCACAAUCUCAUCACUGUAUCCACUGAUGGUAAAAUGUGUUCCUGGAGCCUGGAUAUGCUCUCAACUCCACAGGAGAGCAUGGAGCUGGUAUACAAUAAGUCCAAACCUGUGGCAGUUACCGGAAUGGCUUUCCCGACAGGAGACGUCAAUAACUUUGUGGUUGGCAGCGAGGAGGGAACAGUCUACACGGCCUGUCGUCAUGGAAGCAAAGCAGGGAUUGGAGAGGUCUUCGAAGGUCAUCAAGGGCCAGUGACAGGAAUUAACUGCCACAUGGCUGUGGGUCCUAUUGACUUUUCACACCUGUUUGUCACAUCAUCAUUUGACUGGACUGUUAAACUGUGGACCACAAAGCACAACAAGCCGCUCUACUCCUUUGAAGACAAUGCAGACUAUGUAUACGAUGUCAUGUGGUCCCCCGUGCAUCCCGCGCUCUUUGCCUGCGUGGACGGGAUGGGGCGCCUGGACCUCUGGAACCUCAACAAUGACACUGAGGUUCCAACAGCAAGUGUGGCCAUUGAGGGGGCAUCUGCCCUAAACAGAGUUCGCUGGGCUCAAGCUGGCAAAGAAGUUGCAGUUGGGGACUCGGAAGGCCGUAUUUGGAUCUAUGAUGUUGGAGAGCUUGCUGUUCCCCACAAUGAUGAAUGGACCCGGUUUGCCAGAACCCUUGUGGAGAUUCGUGCAAACAGAGCUGAUUGUGAAGAAGAAGGCACCAUGGAAUUAUCUGCCUAGUGGGAAUGUGCUGCCCUCAUCACAGUUCCCACAUUCACAUUCUAGAAUCCAACGUCCCUUUGCAGUUCAGUUUGCUCAUAUUCAGUGUCCAUUCAGUAUCAGUAUUGCCAGUAUACACAGUUUGGGUGCUAUGUUGUGCCAGCUAUGCUCCAAGUAUAUAUUACAAAUGUUGUAUCUUACUCUGAUCUCCACUGACCUGAAAUUCACCAGAGCAUUUAUAUCUUUAUAUUUCUGUCUCAAAAACUAAAUGGGUUGGAGGCAGAAGCCAUUAUGGAUUUAGUUGUUGCUUUUUAACUGUUUAGUAGCUGAAUUUAGUAGCUGAAAACCUCUGGUUAAAUUUGUGCUUACAUGCAGUUCUGGCAUAGUCCUAUUAAAUCCAUAUGAAGCCAGAUAUGAUUAGGUACAGAUGUGGUGUGCCUCAUGAUAUGGUACAGGGCCAAAGACUUGAGAUGUGGUGUUUUACAUGGUGACUCACAUUAUGAAUGGAUUUACUAGAAGAACAUUGCUGCUCCUUAUUUAUUGUGGUGUGCUGCAUGGAACAUAUUUAUUUGAGAGCAUUAAAAUAAACGAUCUUAGAGCAUGUGUAUAA